GAAAAUUUGGAACAAAUCCAAUUGAAGAUACGUUAGAUUACAAACCUCCAAAAAAACUGACGUUCAGCAUUCAAAUUUACAACUAGUUCUGCAGACCAUCCUACUUUUCGUCUGAAAUGGGCUCUACUUCCGGAGACUCCCCACCAUCCAUCCAACGCCGCGCAGUGGCGAUUGCAUAUCCUGGAAGAGGCCACAUCAACCCCAUGAUGAACUUCUGCAUCCAACUAGCUUCCAAGCAACCUGAUUGGCUCAUCACCUUUGUUGUCACUGAGGAGUGGCUAGGAUUUCUAAGCUCCGAAACAGGGCUGCCACCUAACAUUAGUUUCGGUACCAUUCCUAAUGUCUUACCAUCUGAGCUGGUUCGAGCUGCUGAUCAUUCGGGUUUCUAUAAAGCAAUAUUAACGAAGAUGGAAGAGCCGGUGGAGUGCUUGAUUCGCCAGCUGGACUCGAGGCCUCUGGUAAUUAUUUACGAUUAUUUUCUGUCUUGGGUACCAGGGCUAGGGAACAAGAGGAAUAUCCCGGUGGCUGCACUUUCUCCGAUGUCGGCUCGGAUGUUUUCGAUGUUCAUGCACCAUCAUCUUCUUGUACAAAAUGGUGAUCUCCCAGUUCACAACAUGUCAGAGCAAGGAGAGAAUGAGGUAGAUUACAUUCCUGGUGUACCUUCGACUCGCGUACUAGAUCUUCCCUCAUCAUUUCAUGAAAGUGGUCAAGCAAUCCUGCCUGGAAUUCUUGAAGCUAUGUCAAUGGUGAAGGAAACACAGUGUAUUCUAUUUACUUCCUUUUACGAGCUUGAACAACAAACCAUCGAUGCUCUGAGAGCUGAGCUUUCCAUGCCUGUCUAUGUCAUUGGUCCGGCAAUCCCUGACUUCAAACUCAAACAAAACUUGUCGACUAAUAUUGAUGCCCCUCAUUAUAUCAAAUGGCUAGACAAUCAGCCUAAUAAUUCUGUCCUGUACAUUUCUCAAGGGAGUUUUCUUUCUGUUUCAAGUGUUCAAUUGGACGAAAUUGUUGCUGGGGUUCUUGAUAGUGGGGUGAGAUAUUUCUGGGUAACUAAAACGGAAGCUUCUCGGGUUAGUGGUGAGAAGGGGUUGGUUGUGCCCUGGUGUGAUCAGUUAAGAGUCUUGUGUCAUCCUUCUGUUGGCGGUUUUUGGUCACAUUGUGGUUGGAAUUCUACUAAAGAAGGUGUGUUUGCUGGUGUUCCAAUGCUAACUUUCCCUAUAAUCUUUGAUCAAAACAUGAAUAGUAAUGCCAUUGUUGAUGAUUGGAAGACUGGAUGGAGAGUCAAGAGAUCAACUGCAGUUGAAAAGUUAGUAACAAGGAACGAAAUUGCUGGACUUGUAAAGAGGUUUAUGGACUUGGAAAGCGAAGAAGGGAAAAUGAUGAGGAAAAGAGUGAAGGAACUUGAAGAGAUUGCUCGCCAAGCUACUGCAGAAGGCGGAUCAUCUGAGAAUGACAUCGAUGCUUUCAUUCAGGACAUUUUGGAAUCGGACAGGGAUUAAGCUUCUCUGCAUGUUUGCCAGAUGAACACCAGAUUAUUCGAAUAAAUUUCAGUAUCAUCAGUUUAUUUGUGUUAACUCCCUUUACAGGAGACUGAAAACAUUAAUCUUGUCGAAAGCAAAACAUUACUUGUUU
Molecule: messenger RNA, 1632 nt
Organism: Daucus carota subsp. sativus
Lineage: Eukaryota; Viridiplantae; Streptophyta; Magnoliopsida; Apiales; Apiaceae
Product: UDP-glycosyltransferase 87A2
Exons: 2
Coding region: 117-1499 (460 amino acids)
Molecular function (GO): UDP-glucosyltransferase activity
Source: RefSeq, a predicted model, not a curated record